GGGGCACUUUGGCUUGAGGCCCCAGUAUUGGGGCAGGGAGAGCAGGGAUCUGAGGGUCCAAAGGCAGGAGGUGGGUCAAGCCAGAAGACUGAAAAUAGGGAGCAACUGGCAUGCACGAGGCUUCUCCGUGGGUAUGGCUAGGGUGGAACAGAGGGACAGCCGGGAAAGGAGAGGGUAUCAGAGGACGAGAAUCGAGAAGACUGGAGGAAAAAACAUAGGCCUAGGUGAGAACAUCUGGGAAGCAAUGAGCAAAGUGGGAGAGAUGUGUUAGAGAAGAAACUUGGGAUGGAGUGCUGUCUACAGUACUAGUUGGGGUAAGAAGUGUAAGGAACUUGGGAAGCAAGGCUGGGAAGGAAGGGAUUCACUGUAUAAGAGUCCUAAGAAAGAAAUGCAAUCUAGGAAGCCCUAGGGAAGACAUCCUGAUGGAAUUACAAACUUGGGGAGCACUCCCUGCUUCUUCAGUACUAAAACAGCCCUCCAUGUGCCUUUUUGUAUAGACCCAUCCCCAGUUAUUUCCUUACCCCUUGUCUGCUAGAGUUGUAGAUUUUCACUUUUAAAUUUUUAUUGGAUUUCUGUUUUGUUUUCUUUUGUUUAAAUUAUGGCUAGUCCUGUCUUGGGGACAGUAGAAUGUUUAGUGGAAUAUGGACCUUUAGAUAUGAGAUAUUUGAGAACUAAGGUAACCCAUUUACCCCUUCAGAUCAAGAAUUUACUUGACUCUGCUUCCAGGAAGAUUUGAUGCAUUACCAACCACUGUGUGUCCAGCUUUGCAUACCUUAUUUGGCCUCUUCUCUCAUAAGCAAAAUUAUCUGUGUGAGUCUUAUCUAUUCUUACAUGUUUAGUAACUUCUAUUGUACCUGUCUUAAUGGUCUAAGACCUCAAAGCAUCCAUGGUAACUUUGGUAUCCUCCUGACCUGCUCACCUGUCAGCUUUAGGCCUUCCAUCCCUAUGGCCAUCCAGAAGACCAUUGGGACCUGGCUAUCUCUCUUCACUGAUGCUGCUUAUUUUGCUUGUGUGAAAGUACACAUAUCCUUAAGAAGCAUGAAAAACAGGUGUCUGACUUCCUUGAAUAUUUCUAGUUAAGUAGGAUUUUGAGGAAAGGACCAGAUAAAAGGCUAAGUAAGAUAAUCUUUGAAAGCAUAGUGCCUUGAUUAAUAGGCAUGUAAGAAAUGCCUAGGAAUGGGCUGGGGUUGUGGCUCAGUGGUAGAGUGCUUGCCUGGCAUGUGUGAGGCACUGGGUUCAAUCCUCAGUGCCACAUAAAAAUAAAGGUAUUGUGUCCAUCUACAACUAAAUAUAUUAAAAAUAAUUUUUAAAAAAUGUUGGCCAGUAAGUCAGUGAAUCUUCCUUGGCGGUAUGCAAGGGACUUCAGGCUUCCCUACUAACAACCUAAAGCUGGAAUCCAGGUGCCCCUUGGAUCAUGAGAACAGUCAGAUGAGUGACUCCUGAGAUAAAGUCUUAGAAGAAAAUAAUCCUACCAUUGGGGAGUAGAGAGGUUUCACUGGAGCUUCUGGAGUGGGCCUCAGGGUAGUGGAAGCUACCCUCUUUUGGGCAGCCUCAGAAUUGUAUCUUGUCGUAGUCACUAGAUAUUGAUGUGUCAUGCACAAGAUGUAAUGUCUUUGUGGCCAUUGAGUGCAGUUAGUUGUUUUUUGGCUUCUAGGCAGUCCUCUUCCUCUCAGUAGGUUAAAGGCAAGGCAUAUUUUAGGACGUACUCAGAAAUAAAUCCUAACUUUUUUCCAAUGAAAAUGCAACUGAACGUUUCUUUUUAUUUCCUCUUAGUUUCAAAUCUGAAACUUGUACUUCCCAGCAUGGGAGAAACUUAUCCUUCCUUAUACUCUACCCCAGUCCCCAACAUCCACAAAGGAAUUCUUUACUCUUAGAUUGGUGCACUAUCUCCCUCCCUCUCUGUACCCCCCAGGCCCCCACCAGAGUAGUUAAGGAAAUUAAAGAUAAGUUGAUAUUGAGCAGAUAUUUUUAGCCUUAUUUUAAUCUGCAGGAACAAUAAGAGUGUGGGACCCUGUUGGUAUGAACAAUGUCACAGGCAGAGGGACUCCCUUUCUUUAUUGGUCUCUUGACUGAUUGCUGGAGAAAACUUGGAAUUCUAGGCUUUAUGAUUUGCCUUCUUUUCUUAGUAGAGUUAUGGACUCUGUUCUGGAAACAGAGAGACAGGGUCAAGGUUUAACAGACAAAAACAUCUUAAAAAGUACACUGCUGAUUAUGAAUGAGCUGGUCCCUGGAUGUUGUAUCCACCUUGUAGACUCUGAUGCGACACACUUGCUGGAGUAAUCCCUAAAUCAAGGAAUGUUGUUCUAUUGUAACAAGACUUAGCAUCAGACUUUGUUUGGUAUUUUCCUCAGGCCCAUAAUUUCUGAAAAGAGACAUGGCAGUAAGAGGAUUAGUUCUUCUCUUAUGCAUAAGUCCUUGUUUCCAGUUCAAGGAUUUAAGUCACCAAGAUGAAGAUCUAAAAACUGUUCACCUUAUAACCUAAGAAAGAAGGCAAGUAAGGUGGCCCAAACCUUCUAGUUGCAGUGAGAUUAAACUUUCUACUCCAGAGAAGAGAACCACUGGAAGAUUCUAAUGGUGCUACUUCUGUUGUCAAACACAUAAAUGACUCUGGGCUUAGUUUCUUCUGUUAAAAAUCAUGGGAUUAUAGAUCAUUUCUUAACUCCAUUCCAACACCUGUCCUAGGCCCUCCAUACAAAGAAGAGAGGCUUAUCAAACUUGUUUGUCAAAGCAAGAUUCUUUGUUAGCAGAGAAGCCUAAGAAAUAUUUCUCUCUCUCUCUCGCUCUCUCGCUCUCUCGCUCUCUCUCUCUCAAUGGUGCUAGGGAUCAAACUCAGGGCCUCACACAUGCCAGGCAGGUACUCUACCACUGAAUCAUAUUGCCAGCCCCAAAAUGAACUCUUUUGAUUAGUGUGUAUUAGGGACUUUGAGCCAAAAUUGCUACUAAAGAUAGUUAUUCCCAUCUCUCCCACAUUUUUGUCAUUUUUAUCACCUUACCCCAAUCAGAAUAGUUAAUGGUAAUUUCAAACACUUGAGAGAACUAUUCCUGUUUUGAGCAACUUUGGCUUCAAAACUGAUUAUUAGCUGGACAUGGUGGCAUAUGCCUAUAAUCCCAGUGGCUUGGGAAGCUAAGACAGGAGGAUUCACAUUCAAAGCCAGCCUCAGUAGCUUAGCAAGGCCCUAAGCAACUUAGCAAGACCCUGUCUUAAAAUAAAAUAUAAAAAGGGCUGGGAAUGUUGCUCAGUGAUUAAGUGCCCCUGGGCUCAAUCCCCUGUAACAAAUGGGGGAAAAAAAAAAAGACUGAUUAUUAUAAAACUCAAAUUGAACUCCCCUGCUCUAUUUUUCCCAGCUGCCCAAGCAUACAACUGAACAGCAGUGACCUUGUGGGGCCUUUUCAUAAAUAUUUGUGUACUCAGAGAUAUAUCAAAAAAACCCAGAAAGUAUCUUGUGCAUCACACCAGGCAAUUUAAAGUGUUACAUUGGCCCUUUUCCUUAGUUCUUUACAUCCUGCAGUGAGACAUGGGAUUGUUUCUUCUCCCACCAAUAAACCUCAGCCUUCUCUCUCUUCCAGUCUGCAUAAGGAAGACAGGGAAUCACAAAGAACAAGAGAAAAGAUGUGCUUCAUCUGAGAUCUGAAAGGAGACAAUGAGGUGACAUUAUUUUCCUCCACCCAGAUGUUAUGUUUCUACCUUUUACCUUUUCUUAUUUUAGAGACUGGCCAUUCCUAGGAUAAUUGGGAAUUCAUAUCCUCUGCUCUGCUCUUCAAGCAUUUGGAUAAUAAAGCUGAGCUGUCUUCAUGUGUAUUAUACAUACACAGCCACCAUCUACAACCUGGUAAAAUCUGAGGUCUUUCUUCUAUAAAGACAGAUACAUGAAAUAAAGGUUGCUGAGUUUCCUUCAAAAGCUUCUAGGUGUAUCCUACAGAUUAUUUCAGAGCUUCAACUUGCUCUCUAUGUCUAGGUCUGUGUUUUGGAAAGGGGGAUGCAGUUUGCAGACAAUGCCUAAUUCCAUAUCUUCCCAGCCCUUUCCCUAUCCCUAAUUCUGCAAAGCCCUGGUAGAGAAUAGAGCCAGCUAUGUGACUCCAACAUAUUUUUGUUCAUGUCUUAUUCAGUUCAGGAAGGCACAGACAGGAGAGGAUGAUGCUGUGGGUUUGGUCUACUUGGAGUACCUGAACUGCUCACACCCAAGGCACAUGGGAAGUUCUUUCUUAUUAAGAAUCACUGGGCUGGUGGGGGGCGGUUGGGGUUGUGGCUCAAUGGUAGAAUGCUCAUCUACCACGUACAGGGACCUGGGCUCAAUCCUCAGCACCACAUAGAAAAUAAAUAAAUAAAAUGAAGAUUUUGUGUCCAACUACAACUAAAAAAUAAACAUUAAAAAAAAAAAAAAAAAAAAAAAAGAACCACUGGGCUCCACCACAGAACCCAGGUCCUAAGGGAAACCAGAUAAAAAUUUCCACUUCUCCCAGCUGCAGUUUGGGAAUAAUAACCAAAAGGAUGACAUGGAGCCUUGCCACUGUCUCCAUCUUCACCCUCUUUCUGAACAUUCUCCUUGCCACCUUUCUACCCAUUAGGCCACAAUGAGUAUGUUUUAUUUUUUAUUUUUUUCAGUUCUGGGGAUUGAACCCAGGAUCUCACACAUACUAGAUGAAUGCUUUACUACUGGGCUACAACCCCAGCCCCAAUGAAUGUGGUUGGUUGAUUGGUAGGUUGAUUUUGGUACUAGGGAUUGAACCCAGGGGCACUUAACUACUAAGAUAUAUCCCCAGCCCUUUCUGCUUUUUAUUUGAGACAGGGUCUCUCUAAGUUGCUUAGGGCCUUGCUAAGGAGGCUGGCCAUACACUUUUGAUCCUCCUGUCUCAGCCUCUGGGGCUGCUGGGAUUACAGACAUGUGCCGCCUGGCCCCAGAACUUUUUAUUUUUUAUUUUGAAACAGUCUUAUUAAAUUGCGGAGGCUCACCUUGCAUUUGCAAUCCACCUGCAUCAGUGUCUCAAGUAGCUGAGAUUAUAGUCGAGCACCACCCUGCCUGGCUUAUGAUUGUGUUUUAAAUUCCAAUUUUAGAGUAUAUAAGCAAAAAUAACCAAUAUGGUUUUGACAUUAUAAUGAAACCACAAAUAACUGGAACAGGAACAGAUUUCAUGGAUCAGCAAUGCCUUUUGUUCAGCAGCAGAGUCAGGCAUCAGAGGGGCUCACUUUCUGGGUAGAAAAUGGCCUCUGGUUACAAAGGGAUCUGGGUUUUUAUAGGUUCCACUGAGGGGCAACUUUAUUACUUCAACAGAAUGUGUCAGUUUGGGCAUUCAGGAAAUAGGUUUAAAAAUGUGAAACUUGUGGGCUGGCGAUGUGGCUCAAGUGGUAGCGCGCUUGCCUGGCAUGCGUGCGGCCCGGGUUCGAUCCUCAGCACCACAUACAAACAAAGAUGUUGUGUCUACAUAGUAUUAAAAUUAAAAAAAAAAAAUGUGAAACUUGUUUUUACUGGGCAAGAAUCGAAGGUCCAGAGCUCAGGCCCAGUGCUUAUCUUGUCCUCCAACGCUCAUUGUAUUUUCACUGGGAUAGGAUUAAUGUGUGGCUUCAUUAUCACUGGGAAAGAAUAUAUUGUAAAAGAGUCAAUAUUUGUCCUCUUCUUAUGGACUGCCAUUUUAGGAUUGAUGUUCACCUCCUUCCCAGGGAUUGUCUUAUCACUGGGAGAGGAUUUAUUGGGAAAUAUUAGUUUUGCCUUCUUCCUCCCGCCUGCCUCCCAGGUCACACUCUCUUAGGGGGGUUGUCAUUUUCCAUAUCCUUCAGAGUAUCAUUGAAUAAAACCGGAUCCUUUGGAGGAUUUGAAGAGUUUUUAUUACUAGUAAUCCUGGGUUUAAUCCUCAAUACCAAAAAAAAAAGGUUGGAAAAAUAAAUAAAUGUUGAGAGCCACAGUUUAGUUGGAAUGACGCCUGGCAUUUUGUUAGAGGGAAUGGUUGAAAGGUGACCCUGCUCAGGGACUAGGGUGGCUCCAGGGAUUAGGGCAGAUCCUGCUGCCUCAGGGCACCUGCUACUUUGGAGCUCCCACUGAGUUCUCCCACUGAGUUCUCCAAGGGGUUCCGGGAGAAUUGGUGGAGGGAGUGUAUUCCCGGGAAGUGUGGGUAGAGUGCCGGUGAGAGUUCCGGAAUAAAGAGUUGCUGUUUGAACCUACAAGGCUUUGUGGCAGCUCGGUUAUUUGUGCCCAGCCAGACUGCGGCAUUUGGUGGCCCAUACGGGGAACGCCUGAAGCUUGGAGGUAAGUGAAUGAGAUAUCAAAAAAAGAGUCAAACCUAGGUGGUAACCAAGAUGCUUUUUUUCAAUAUCUAUUUUAUUAUUGCCUUUUCCCACAUCAUAAAGUUUCAUUUUAUUUUUGAGCUCAUACAGACCUAGGUUAAUGUUUUUCUAAUCAGUUCUAUUUUUUGACUGUGGAGUUUUUAAACAUUGCAAUGGAGAUUUCACCUGUGAAAAGCUACAAGGCCUUUACUAUUAUGUUAUGUGUUGUAUGUAUUAUGUUAUGUGUGCACACUUCUGUUUUGUGUUGUAUAUCUGUAUGUGCGUAUGUCCAUAUAUCAUAUAUGAGGAGCACUCAUAAAAAUAUGGAUCCAAAUAUUUUUUUUAUUCACGUGAUUUAAAUGGUUUAAUUUAAAUUGGGUAAACAGCUAUUGAGGAUUGUUUUAAUAUGUGAACAAAAAAGGAGGUUAACAGAUCUAUUUACUUUCACCUUUCCUUUUCAUUAUAUUUAAUAAUUCUCUUCAGGAUAAUGUAAAUUGUUCAGAAAAUUGCUUUCUUUUAGUGCCUGCUGAAAUGUUACAUAAUUUUUCUUAGCCAUUAUUGCCAGAAUUCCUAUCUUCAUCCCAGUGCCGGUGAAGACAAAGAUAAAACCAAACUACAGCUUCUGCGAUAGCUAUCACAACAAACUGUAUAAACUGAUGCAUCAAUAAAUAAUAACUCAGCAAGUGAUGCUCAAUCAAGGAGUCGAUUUACUUUGGGAGGAAAUGGACAUAUUAAUAGAUUCCUCUGCUUUGAACUGUUUGCAGAACUUGCCUGGACUAUGUAUCACUUGCAUGCAUUGUGAACUAUCUGUUGGUGCAGCGAAUUAUGGUAGUGCUGGGGUAUCUUUGCUGAUGGUGUCAUCGGUGGUACAAUUUUUCCAAAAAGAGCCGUCAUUUGGCUUGGUGCCGUGGCAUUUUGCAUCCUCCUCCCUUCUGCUUGUGAUGGUCUAAAAUUUGGGGGCCAACAGAGGUGAGGCAAAGAACCUCACCCCCCAACUGGUGCAAAGGCCAAAUUUGGGGGCCAAUAGAAGUGAGGCAAAGAACCUCACCCCCGCACUGUUACAAAGGCCUAUCCACAAGUAUGGCUGUAUGCUGGACCGGUAGCCAAUGACGGAUAAGAUCCAAUUACAAUGGUACCAACCUAAGACAGGAGGCUGACGCCUUGAGGUCAGCUCAUCUGAUGACGGGUAAGGACCAUAUGUAGUAUUAGACAACCUAAGACAGGUUUUUUAACCCUAAGCCACAUGCUUGUUGUUUAAUUAAACAGAAGGGGGGAGAUGUUGAGAGCCACAGUUUAGUCAGAAUGACACCUGGCAUUUUGCUAGAGGGAAUGGUUGAAAGGUGACCCUGCUCCGGAAUAAGGCAGCUCCAGGAUCAAGGCGGCUCUGGGAUUAGGGCGGAUGCUACUUUGGAGUUCCUGUUGAGUUCUCCUGGGGGUUCCGGGAGAAUUUGGAGGGAGUGUAUUCCCGGAGGUGUGGGUAGAUGCCGGUGAGAGUUCGGGAAUAAAGAGUUGCUGUUUGAACCUACAAGGCUUUGUGGCGGCUCGGUUAUUUGUGCCCAGCCAGACUGCGGCAAAUAAAUAAAAAGUAUUAUGUUUAUGUACAACUGAAAAAAAAAAAAAAAGUGAAGAAUCUGAGAGGCUCAGUUGGGCACGCCUAUAAUCCCAGUGGUUCAGGAGGCUGAAGCAGGAGGGUGGAGAAUUCAAAGUCAGCCUCAGUAAAAGCAAGACCUGAAGCAAUUCAGUGAGACCCUGUCUCUAAAUAAAAUACAAAAUAGAGCUGGGGAUGUGGCUCAGUGAUCAAGUGCCCCUGAGUUCAAUCCCCAGUACCCCCGCCCAAAAAAAAAAAAAAAAGAAUCUGAAUAUUGUUCAGUGGUAGAGUGCUUGCCUAGCAUGUGUGAGGCCCUCCACCACUGGGGUUGGGGGGAAGCAGAAGGAUGAGCUGGGAGGAUCUUUGUUUCCAAAGGUUACAACGACCAAUCUUUGCUCUCUGCUCACAGAUUCUUCCAUUUGAAUUGGGAGGCUGGUUGUUUCUAGUUGGUUUGUAUUCAGCUCACUGAGCUGAAUUCACAGUACAUGUGUGUCUACCUCCAUCACUGGAUGAUGUUUAUGUUACUUUAAAGCACUUUGAGCCAAACCUGUCUUGUAUAACCAAUUUCUCUUAACCUUCUCCUCCUGUAAUAUUAGCACUAAUUUGACCCAGUUCCUCAAAGAGACACUAAGAUCUGCCUGCCUGGGCAAGUAGGGGAGGAGGGGUUUUUAGGGAUAAAGAAUGGGAUUGAUGGGAGGGAUGUGCUGAGGGGAGAUUUGAACAAAAGGACAAGUACAUCUGCUGAUUUGCUCCUAGCUUUCAGAAAACCAGGACUGAGGACAACAGAGUCUCAAUACCUCUAACUUCCAGAAUCACCAACUUGGCAUUUAGAGCAGUUGAAAGCAGCUAAGUAUUGAUUUUGCCCAAGAUGUGUCACAGCACACCUGUUAAGAGCAAUUAAGAAGUGGGAGAGCCAGGUGCAGUGAUGCAUGCCUGUAAUCCCAGUGAGUUGGGAGGCUGAGGCAAGAGGAUCCCAAGUUGGAGACCAGAUUCAGUAACUUAAUGAGACACUGUAUCAAAAUAAAAAAAAUAAAUAAAAAGGGCUGGGGAUGUGGCUCAGUGGUUAAGCAUCCCUGGGUUCAAGCCCCAGUACCCCUCCCCACCUCAAAAUUUAGGAGAACAGGCAUAAUGGUUCACUCAUAUAAUUCCAGGUACUGGGGAGACUGAGAUGGGAAGAUCCCUAGUUUGAGGCCAGCCUGGGCAACUUAAUGACACCCUGUCUCAAAAUGAAAAAUAAAGAGGACUGGAAAUGUAGCUUAAUGGUAGAGCACAUCUAGGUUCAAUCCUCAGUACCGACAAAUAAAUUAAUAAGAAAGAACAAGUUGAGUGGCUCUACAGAGAGAAAUAUGCUAAUGCAAUAUUGUCUGUGUGUGUAUGCCUGUGUGAACCAGGAUCUAGAUAAGCACUAGGUGGGCAGAGCAGUUGAAUCAUAGUAUUCAGCUAACACUGAUUCAGAGAGUGCAUUUCAUUCUUGCAUUCUUGAUCAAAUAGUCCCAAAACAAUUUCCAGAAGGGUCUAAAGGAUUGCUCUCUGAGUUGGACUUUCUUCCUUGUAGUAAACUGCACUCUGCUACUUUGUGUGUGGGGAGAGGAGUGGGGGUAUUGUGGAUUUAACUCAGGGGUACUGUACCACUGAGCUACACCCCUAGGCUGGCUUCAAACCUGCAGUCCUGUCUGAGUCUCUGGAGUCACUGGGAUUACAUGAAUGUGCCACUGUGCCUGGCUUGUUCUUCCUUUUUGAGUAACAGACCCCACUCCUACAGGGAUCACACCAAAGAAAAGCGGCUUUAAUUGCUGUUAGAAUGAGCAGAAAUCAAGAAAAUCCAUGAAAGCCUUGAGUAGCCUGGCUUUUGAUAAAAAGCAAUAUGGUGUAAUGGAAAGGGAUCGCCAUAGGGAGAGGCAGGAAACCAAUGUUCUUGUUCCUUAUUCCAGUCUCACUAUGAGUUAAGGGACAAACAACUGCUCUGAGCUUCAGUUUCUCUGAGCAGAAAAUGGAGGAAAUCUGACUUGCUCUUGCUUUUUCUAUAUGGGGGAAUGUAUGAGAGAACUAAUUCAUGACACUUCAAACUUUGCAGGUGUUUUGAAAAAUUCCAAAGGGGACUUUUGAAACUAUUGAUUUGGAAAUGAAAGAGACCCCUAUCUGGGCAUGGUGGCACAUAUCUGUAACCAAGCAACCCCAAAGGCUGAGGCAGGAAGAUUGCAAAUUAGAGGUCAGCCAGGGCAACUUAUUGAGACACUUUCUCAAAAAAAAAAUAAUAAUAAAAUAAAUAAAUAUAUAUGUGUGUGUGUGUGUGUGUGUGUAUAAAUAAAUAAAAUGCUGAGGAUGUAGCUCAGUGAAAUAGCACCCUUGGCUUCAAUCCCCAGUACCAAAAUGGUGGCACAUGUCUGUAAUCCCAGAAAAUUCCAGAGCAGCUUCAGCAGUUUAGCAAGAUUCUGAGCAAAUUAGCAAGAUUCUGUAUCAAAAUAAAAACAAUAAAAAGGACUGGGGAUGUGGCUCAGUGGUAAAGCACUCCUGGGUUCAAUCCCCAGUACUAAAGAGAGAGAGUGAGAGAAGAGAAAGAAAUGAAAAAAUAAGGAAAUAGGGGUCAAAUAUAAAUGUAGAGAAUUUUCCCCUCACACCUAGGAUUGAGACUACAAAUCUUUCUGAUGAAAUGUAAGGGAGAGUUACUUUGCAGAGUGAAGCUAAACCCAUGAUUCAGGGUUUCUCAUGAGCCUUCCUCCAGAUAAGAAUGAGGAAGGGGCAGGAAAACAGAUACUUCUCUCCUGUGUACCUCCCUGAACCCUCUUACUCUCCCUACUUUGGUUUGUUUGUAGUAUUACAAACAAACCAAAUUUUCAUCCAUCUGCCUCUGUGACAGCUUUCAAAGAGUUUAAGAAUCCUAGUGGUAGCUCAGGCUGUUACCUUGCUCCAUUUUGGCUCCACCAAAUCUGCCUCUGGGGCAUUUGUUUUUUAUUAGAUGAAUGGUAAAAAGCAAUUUUAAAUGUUUUUAAAAUUUCACCAGCUAGAUUUCCCCAUCUUCUCAAAGGAGAAAUCUUCUCCUAUGGAGAUAAUUCAUUGCAAAAAUUAUCACUUUUAAUUGUUCUCUAGUUUUUUUGUUUUGCCAUGCUGAGAAUCACACCCAAGACCUCCUACAUAUUAGGCAAGUGCACUAUCACUGAACUACAUCGCCAGUCCUGUUCUCAGUUAUUUGUUUGGUGGUGCUGGGGAUUGAAUCCAGGGCCUUGUGCAUACAAGACAAACACUCUACCAACUGAGCUAUAUCCCCAGCCCAGUUAUUAGUUUAAUACUCUACUGCCAAUUAUUGCUCACCUUACCUCAAAUAGACCAACCUGCUUUUUAAUCUACCCAUCUGCUUUUUAAAAAAUAAGCAUAACAAAGUAAUUGACCAGAGGGUAUAGAAAGCCACUUAAAAGGUUUGUUUAAGCCAGGCACAGUGGGUCAUGUCUUUAAUCCCUGCUACUCAAUAGGCUGAGGCAGGAGGAUGGACACUUCAAGACCAGGGCAAUAUUUUGAGACCUUGUCUCAGAAUAAAAAGGGCUGGGAUGUAGCUCAGUGGUAGAGCCUAUAUUUAGCACAUACAGGGUUCAAUCUCUAGCAUCACCCCCUCCCACACACACAUCAAAUUUGUUUAUACCUUCAGUAGAAAACUUAUCACUGAGCCCUAAGGUGGGCUUCUUUCUAUCAUAUUCCACCUUCCUGUUAUCCCCACUCCUGCUGCACACCCCAAAAAAGAAUCCCACAAUCGGCACAGUGGUGCAUGCCUGUAAUCCCAGAGGCUUGGGAGGCUGAGGCAGGAGGAUCGCAAGUUCAAAGCCAGCCUCAGCAAUAAUGAGGUGCUAAGCAACUCAGUAAGACCCUGUCUCCAAAUAAAAUACAAAAUAGAGCUGGGGAUGUGGCUCAGUGGUCGAGUGCCCCUGAGUUCAAUCCCUGGUACCCAAAAAAAACAAAAGAAUUCCAUGAAAGACUGAAUUGAGCUUAUAUUUUUUCCUACUCCUUCUUAACUGAGGUCUGGCAUCUCUACAGGGCUGUUUCUUCAUCUCUUGAGGGCUGAAGUAUAAACUAGCUCCUAUGGCAUCAGCUCCACUACAGGGAGAAGGUAUACUCUCAAAACCAAGACCAUUCUAGACCAAGGUAGUAUUUCUACCCCAGAGGCUGGGGAGGCCUGAAGAGGUUGUAGGUAGGAGGAAAUCUUGGGGCUUGGAAGGCAGAGUACAUUAUUUUUCUCACCAGGACAAAGUACUUUAGGAUAGUUUCAGACCAUGCUUACGUGAUCUUCUAGUUUUCUUGCUUACUCCAGAAUGUUAAAAGAAAAACCUUAUCCCUUCCUAGAUCUGACUUCUAAUAGCAGCUGUUUUCUCUUUAAACAGAUCUCUUUAAGAUGGACAUAGAAGACUGCAAUGGCCGCUCCUAUGUAUCUGAGUGGGACCAAUGAAGGAAUUAUUGGCAUGCACUACGAGAGAUAGCAAGACGGGUGGGUCACACUCUGUGCAACACCCAGGUAGCGGGGACUCAUCUCUGGAGAAGGAGUUCCUUGGGGCCCCAGUGGGGCCCUCGGUGAGCACCCCCAACAGCCAGCACUCUUCUCCCAGCCGCUCACUCAGUGCCAACUCCAUCAAGGUGGAGAUGUACAGCGAUGAGGAGUCGAGCAGACUGCUGGGGCCAGAUGAGCGGCUCCUGGAAAAAGACGACAGUGUGAUUGUGGAGGACUCAUUGUCCGAGCCCCUGGGCUACUGUGAUGGGAGUGGGCCAGAGCCUCACUCCCCUGGUGGCAUCCGGCUGCCUAAUGGCAAGCUCAAGUGUGAUGUCUGCGGCAUGGUCUGUAUUGGACCCAACGUGCUCAUGGUGCACAAGCGCAGCCACACUGGUGAGAGGCCCUUCCACUGCAACCAGUGUGGUGCCUCUUUCACCCAGAAGGGGAACCUGCUGCGCCAUAUUAAGCUGCAUUCUGGGGAAAAGCCCUUCAAAUGUCCUUUCUGCAACUAUGCCUGCCGCCGGCGUGAUGCACUCACUGGUCACCUCCGCACACACUCAGUUUCCUCUCCCACAGUGGGCAAGCCCUAUAAGUGCAACUACUGUGGCCGGAGCUACAAACAGCAGAGUACCCUGGAGGAACACAAGGAACGGUGCCACAACUACCUACAGAGUCUAAGCACUGAAGCCCAAGCUUUGGCUGGCCAACCAGGUGAGGAGAUCCGUGAUCUGGAUAUGGUGCCAGACUCCAUGCUGCACUCAUCAUCUGAUCGGCCAACUUUCAUCGAUCGUCUAGCCAACAGCCUCACCAAACGCAAGCGUUCCACCCCCCAGAAGUUUGUAGGUGAAAAGCAGAUGCGCUUCAGUCUCUCAGACCUCCCCUAUGAUGUGAAUUCUGGUGGCUAUGAAAAGGAUGUGGAGUUGGUGGCACACCAUGGCCUGGAACCUGGCUUUGGAAGUUCUCUGGCCUUUGUGGGUGCAGAACAUCUGCGUCCCCUCCGCCUUCCACCCACCAACUGCAUCUCAGAACUCACUCCUGUCAUCAGCUCUGUCUACACCCAGAUGCAACCCCUCCCUGGUCGCCUGGAGCUUCCAGGGUCCCGAGAAGCAGGUGAGGGACCUGAGGAUCUAGGUGAUGGGGGUCCCCUCCUCUACCGGGCCCGAAGCUCCCUGACUGAUCCUGGGGCAUCCCCUAGCAAUGGCUGCCAGGAUUCCACGGACACAGAGAGCAACCAUGAAGAUCGAGUUGGGGGGGUGGUGUCUCUCCCUCAAGGUCCCCCACCCCAGCCACCUCCCACCAUAGUGGUGGGCCGGCACAGUCCUGCCUAUGCCAAAGAGGACCCCAAGCCACAGGAGGGGUUAUUACGGGGCACCCCAGGCCCCUCCAAAGAAGUGCUUCGGGUGGUGGGGGAAAGCGGUGAGCCGGUGAAGGCCUUCAAGUGUGAACACUGCCGCAUCCUCUUCCUGGACCACGUCAUGUUCACCAUCCACAUGGGCUGUCAUGGCUUCAGAGACCCUUUCGAGUGCAACAUCUGUGGUUAUCACAGCCAGGACCGGUACGAAUUUUCUUCCCACAUUGUUCGAGGGGAGCAUAAGGUGGGCUAGUGACCUCUCCCCCUGCCCUUAGUCCACUACUCCACUGCCCCACUAUAGGUGUCUAGCCUUGUCCCCACCACACCCCAAGGAGUUUUGCAUUGUAGCCCCCACCACUGGCCACUUGACUUCACACCUAACCCUGACUCUCCUUGCCUAUUCUUUUCUACCCUGACCUGUUUAAGCAUUGUGAUGAAACAGAUCUUUUGCUUAUGUUUCUUCUUUUUCUCUUCUCUUCUCAUCUCAGCAUAUUCACUGAGUUAUUUAUUAAUUAGUUGACUUUGCCUUUUUUAUUUAUGGCAUUCCCUUGCCACUCCCUCACCCUCUGGCCCACAGCUCCCUUCUACUGUAGGCCUAAUUUUUUUCUUGUGGAUCUAGCAUCCAAUAGCCCCAGGGGUCAGAAGCUCCUCUUCACAUUAAGAGACCUUGAGCUUCUUGCUUUAAUCUUCACCCUUUAUCUGAUUUUUCAGUUUUUAUGCUGAUACCUCCCAAUGGCCCUACCUUAGCUCUGUGGCAUUAUAUCUCCUCUCUGGGACCCUUCAACCUGGUACUCCAUACCUCUUGUGCCCUCUCACUUUAGGCAGCUUGCACUAUUCUUGAAUGAAUGAAGAAUUUCCUCAUUUGGAAGUAGGAGGGGUUGAAGAAAUUCUCCCCAGGCACUGUGAGACUGAGGAUCCUCUUGACUGCCCCUGGGAAUUUGAGCUCCCCAAAGCCUACCUUCAGGAUCUCUCUCCAGGAUGUGAUAUAGCUCGUCCCUGUCCCCAGCCCAAUCCUCAUCACCACCCUAGUCUCUUCAACCUGCCGCUCUGCUCAGUGGUGGCUUUUCUCUCUGUGGAGUAACCCCAUUUUAUAUUCUCAGGGGCCAAGGCUAGGUCUGCAACCCUUUGUCUAAGGCACAUUGGGAGCCACAGGUGCCUAAUUAGGAACCAGGGCAUGGGAAGGGUGUGGGUCAAAAUAUUUUCUCUCCUCCACCUCUCAGACUUCUUCACUCUAGUGACCUUCAUGGGCUUACAGGGACUCUUUCAGUCCCCAUCCUAUGAGAAACUGGUGGGUAGCUGCCUGAUAACCAGGGGUCUCUCAACCCCUCUGUCAUGCUGCCUUCUUCCUCUCCUUCCCAGCAGGAUUCACUCUCUCAUUCCUGCACUCGUGGGCUCUUUCUUGUUAUUGGUGGCAGGGAGAAAAGGAUGUCUCUUUUCUCUCUUCUAAUUUUCAGUGUAACCAAAAAUUAUCCCAGGAUGAGCAAGGAUAUGUGCCCCUCAUCCAUUCCAUCCUUGUUCCAUCAAGAAUGGAGUAGGUACAACUCACCGGGGGUCAUCCUUCACUGCCCUUCUAUACUCAGCUCCCAGACAUGCAGGAGGGGCAUUCUUCUCCUGGCUGCUGCAGAGACCCCUGGUAUUUGGAUAACCAAGGAUUCAUGAGAAGGGGCAGGAGGAGGUACAACUCCACUGCAAGUGAAGGUCUCUUUCUACAAAGAGCUCCCUGCCCGGGGCCACAGCCAUCCCACUCUCUGCUUCCUUGAGAUUCAAACCAAAGGCUGUUUUUCUAUAUUUAAAGAAAAAAAAGAAAAAAAGAAAAAAAAAGUGAAAAACCAAACACAACACCUCACAAGUUGUAACUCUUGGUCCUUCUCUCUCUCCUUUUCUUCCUUUCCUGUCCAUCUUUCUUGCCACGUGUCCUUUCCUUAUUGGCCUUUCACCUCUUCUUCUUUUCUCACUCCCUAUCAGGGAUAUUUGUUUGGGGGUUGGUAAAAGGUGGGCUAAGGAUCAGAUCCUGGGAUUGGGGCUCUUAAGGGUCUGGGAAGAGUCUACCUUACCCUAUCAUGGGAAGUGAAAAAAACUCUUUUUCCCCCUUUUCCUUCCCCAUUAUUGUGGUUUUCCCAAGAGAACCAGAUUGGCAGGAAGAGGCCUUGUGGGAUGAUUGUUCCUCCUUGACAAUGUAGCAAUAAAUAGGUGCUGCCAAGGGCAGAGGAUGGGGGAGUCAGCUCAGAGGAGAGUGGUCCCUAGAGAAAGUAAAGAGUCUUCUCAACAGCACCCUUAGGUACUUGCUCCUUGUUCAGGAUGGCAGCAGAGCUGAGAUUAACACCUGGGCUUCUCCUGAACUAUUCUGGUUAUUGAGCCACUUCCUGUUGGACCUACCCAUCCCACAUCUUCUAUGUCUGCUGUGUAUUUGAUGAUACCUCAUAAGGACUUAUCCCUUCUGGGGUAUCAAAGCCUUAGGGUGCCCUCAUCCCCUCCCCUAACCAGCCUUGGCACCUGUAACCUCCCAGAACAUGAAGGACUAUGCUCUGAGGCUAUACUCUGUGCCCAUGAGAGCAGAGACUGGAAGGGCAAGACCAGGUGCUAGGGAGGAGAGAGAGGGGCAUCCUGUCUCUCUCUAGACCAUCACUGCACUUUAACCAGGGUCUUAGGUACAAAAUCCUACUUUUCAGAGCCUUCCAGCUCUGGAACCUCAAACAUCCUCAUGCUCUCUCCCAGCUCCUUUUACAUAAAAAAAUAAAAAGAAAGAAAAAGAAAGAACAAAAACCACACGGUGAAACCCACAUGGAGUAAAGAGGUGUUUCCUUUUAUAUUGCUAUUCAAAAUCAACACCACAAAAAGAAAUAAGAAUUUCUAAAUAGACACUUUUCCAGAACUUUGUUUUUUCCUGUCAAUGUCCAAGCUGCGGGUGGGAUUUUGUAAUACUUCUGGCAGCUUCUUUCCUUGUGUACAUAAUAUACAUAUAUAUAUAUAUAUUUUUAAUCAGAAGUUAUGAAGAACAACAACAAAAAAAAAAACACAGAAGCAAGUGCAAUACCACCUCUCUUCUCCCUCUCUCCCAAGGUUUCCUUUGUAGCCUGUUUGGUGUUUCCUUUGACCCUUGCCCCUCCACUUCCUCCUCUCUUCCUCUGCCCCCCACCUUUUUUUAAGUUUUUCUCCUUUCUCUAUGGGAGUUAAACUAGCUUUUGAGACUUAUUGCAAAGCAUUUUGUAUAUGUAAUAUAUUGUAAGUAAAUAUUUGUGUAACGGAGAUAUACUACUGUAAGUUUUGUACUGUACUGGCUGAAGGUCUGUUAUAAAUAAACAUGAGUAAUUUAACA
This is a messenger RNA of Marmota monax (woodchuck), 16982 nucleotides long. It is a transcript of the gene Ikzf4, whose product is annotated as IKAROS family zinc finger 4. The record is from RefSeq and is a predicted model, not a curated record. Gene Ontology annotation, biological process: regulation of transcription by RNA polymerase II. NCBI's taxonomy places the organism in Eukaryota, Metazoa, Chordata, Mammalia, Rodentia, Sciuridae. The transcript is spliced from 8 exons. Bases 12273 to 13919 code for a protein of 548 amino acids. Gene Ontology annotation, molecular function: RNA polymerase II cis-regulatory region sequence-specific DNA binding; DNA-binding transcription factor activity.